This is a messenger RNA of Pseudoliparis swirei, 984 nucleotides long. Its product is annotated as high choriolytic enzyme 1-like. The record is from RefSeq and is a predicted model, not a curated record. Gene Ontology annotation, biological process: proteolysis. The transcript has 9 exons. The coding region runs from base 37 to 894 and encodes 285 amino acids. Lineage: Eukaryota; Metazoa; Chordata; Actinopteri; Perciformes; Liparidae. Gene Ontology annotation, molecular function: zinc ion binding; metalloendopeptidase activity.
GAGCAUCACGCCCAGGUGCAACAGAAGACCGUCGUCAUGACUCCAGCCUUCCUCGUCCUCCUCUUCCUCUCGGCCAUUACUGCGGCGGCAGUUGAUGACGACCCUCCAAUCGAGGAGCAGGACACCUUCGGAAAGAUCGAGAGAGCCAACGAGAACAUCAAAACGCGCCUCGUGGACGGCGACCUCGUGCCAAUCAUAGCCACGAGGAACGCGGAUCCCUGCGUGCUGAAGGGCUGCAAGUGGCCCAAGCUAGACCCCUACGUCUACGUGCCCGUCUCCAUCGAGGCCUCCAACUACACCAGAGUCCAGCGCAACAUCAUCAUCAGAGCCCUGUUGACCUUCCACGGCUCCACCUGCAUCCGCUUCCACUGGAAGAGGAACAUUGACAAGGAAUACAUCUCCUUCUUCUCUGGGAGCGGCUGCUGGUCCAGUCUGGGCCGUCAGAUCGGGGGCCAGCUGUUGUCCCUGAAUAAGAGCCGCUGCCUGUCCACGGACACCAUGCAGCACGAGGUGCUCCACGCGCUCGGCUUCCACCACGAGCAGGUCCGCUCCGACCGGGACGAGCACGUCACCAUCCUCACGGAGAACAUCCGGCCAGGUGAGCCCACCUGGACCUCAGGAGGAGGUGUGACGUCUCACAAACCAGAUGACACCUUAAUGUGCCGCUGUGCUCCUGCAGGAAAGGAAAAGAACUUCAGGAAGAAGCUCACCAACAACCUGGACACGCCCUACGACUUCGACUCCGUCAUGCAGUACGGCAACUUCGCCUUCUCCAGCAACGGGAAUAUGACCAUCGUCUCCAAGGCCGACCCUGAUCGCCUGUUCGGCUCGGCCACCGAGAUGAGCCAGCAUGACAUCGACCGCGUCAACGCGCUCUACGACUGCAAUGUCUGAUGAUGGCGGCCGGCCUCCGGAUGCUUCAACGGUCACGAUCAGGAGCGAAUGAAAUUAAUAAAGAAUAAAUAAUAAAACAGUUUGUUUUCA